Molecule: messenger RNA, 3688 nt
Organism: Lagopus muta (rock ptarmigan)
Lineage: Eukaryota; Metazoa; Chordata; Aves; Galliformes; Phasianidae
Product: G-protein coupled receptor 183-like
Exons: 2
Coding region: 209-1264 (351 amino acids)
Biological process (GO): G protein-coupled receptor signaling pathway
Cellular component (GO): membrane
Molecular function (GO): oxysterol binding; G protein-coupled receptor activity
Source: RefSeq, a predicted model, not a curated record
GGAGGGUCCACACGGAGCCAGGGCAAGAGGAAGGGGAGGAGGGCGAAGCGGAGUGGGUGUAUGCCUGUGUCUGUCAGUGUGUCUCUCCGUCUGUUCACACCUCAGGGAGUGGGAGGUAGUGUGGGGCUGUGUGUCCACAGAGCAACAGGACAGGGGACACGACCUCAGAACAGCAGCAGGAGAGAGAAGGCUCACGAGACGCUCCAAAAUGGCUGCAGUGGUGGCCACGUCCGCACCUGCCAACAUCACCUCCAACCAGAGCACCUGCAAUGUGCAUAACCAUCACUUCUCUGCCAAGGUCACCUUCUCCCUCUUCUACACUGCCCUGCUGGUGUUCGGCGCCUGCGGAAACAUCCUGGCCCUCUGCAUCACCUUCCAGCGCAGGAAGAAGAAACUCAACUCCACCGACCUCUACCUGGUGAACCUGGCUCUGUCCGACGCCCUCUUCACACUGGCGCUGCCUGGCAGGAUCGCCUACUACGUCCUGGAGUUUAACUGGCCCUUUGGGGAUUGGUUCUGCCGGGUCACCGCCUUUGUCUUCUACAUGAACACCUACGUGAGCAUCUACUUCAUGACCUGUGUCAGCGUGGACCGCUACAUCGCUGUGGUGCGCACCAGGCACCCUGGCAGGACCCGCAGGGUCAGCCGUGCCAGGGCUGUCUGCGCCCUCGUCUGGUUCCUGGUGUUCCUGCAGACGGCACCGCUCCUGCUGCGGCCCAUGACGCGCCGGAUGGGUGACAAGCUGACAUGUAUGGAGUACUUCAACUUCGAGGAGAUUCCCAAGCUGCCCUACCUGCUCCUGGUGGCCUGUGUGCUCGGCUUCUUCCUGCCCGUGGGCAUCAUCUUGGUGUGCUAUGUGAGGAUCAACCUCAAGCUCUGCCAGACCGCCAAGGAGAACCCACUGACAGUGAGGAAUGGGCACCACCACCGGGCCUUCACAGUCAUCUUGGUGGUGCUGCUGGCCCUCCUGCUUUGCUUCAGCCCCUACCACAUCAACAUCGUCCAGUUCAUGGUCAGGAAGAUCCUCCACCAGCCAUCUUGCCAUGAGCAGCAGGCCUUCAAGAUGUCUCUGCAAGUCACCGUGGCAUUCAUGAACUUCAACUGCUGCAUUGACCCCAUCAUCUACUUCUUUGCCUUCCGAGGCUAUAAGCGGAGGCUUCUCCGCAUCUUCAGGAACAGCGGCUCCAUGGCCACCUCCUCCACUGCCAAGACCCCCUCUGAGAGCAACAGCAACAGCCAGCCACCCGGCUCCAGCUCUGUCUAAUGUGACCCUCCUGUUCUCUCCAUCUGGCAGCGUGUGGACCAUUCCCUGCAGCAGCCGUGGGGCCGGGCCGCAGAGCAGGACCAGACCCCACCGCUCUGCCUGGAACCAGGGGCUUUUGCACAGCUAACACAGCACCAACCCAGCUGCUGCCUGCAGCUCUUUCCCUGCAAGGAUGAAGAGCAGCUUGCUGCUGUCCCUUCACCACGCACUGCAUGGGAUGGGUGGCAAGUGGGCACCAUGUGAGCAGAUCCUGGUCCCCUCUGUGGCACUGGGAGGAAGCGCAUGAUUCCCUGCAACAUUAAUCCACCUCACUCUUCCCAUAAAAGGGACUGAUGGUGGUCUUGCUCUGCUUUGGCUGACCUUCCCUUGAAGAUGAGGACUGGAACAUGAGCCAAACCAGGAUGUUCCUGGGGCCUUGCUAAGGGUAGGUCACACAUGACCCUCACCAGAGCCAGGAGGCAUCUGGUUCCCAUCAAAGCCUGUGCAGUAAGGAAAAGGUUGGUGUGACCUAGGAGCUCCACAGCUCCGCUCUGAAGCUGCUGGAUUACAGGGCUGGACACAAGCAAACCAGAUUUCAUGGUUUUGUACUGGAGGCUGGAAGGGACACAGAUAUGCACAGAGAUAUGAAGAGGAGGAAAACCAGCUUUCUUUUGCUUAACUUUAAAGCAGUUCCAUUAAUGAUACUUCUGAUUACCAGAAUUUGUUCUUGAAGGCAGUAACAUUUCAUGCUUGGAGGUUAAUAAUACAGGUGUGUGCAGCUCUUUGAGUGUGUAUGAGUUAUCUUUUGGAUGAAAAUAGCUUCACCUGCACACAGGUGACUGCAGGGAUGUACCUGAGGUUGGAAGGGCCUCCAGCAGAGCCCUGCAGGGUACCCGAGCCCUACUCCCAGCAGUCUAAACUCAGUGCUGGCCUGAAGGGAGCCUGUGUCCAAAAAACACAUUACAGUGGGCAUGGAAGAGCUGGUGGGCAGUAACCGAGGGGUAUUUGUGGUCUGAGCACUGCAAAGGAGCCCGGUGUGGAUGUCCAGCACACAGCCUGCUGGGAGCCGGGCCACCAUGCACAGGAGGUUGGUGGCUUUGUUUGUCCAGCAGAGGAUCAGGGGUUGCAAGGAGGGGCUCCCUAGCAGAGGUGUUACUCCGCUCUGUCUCCUCCCAUGGAGGCACUCCUGUGCUCUGCUCCACAGCUGAUGCAGAAGUGUGAAAAUGGGGCAUUUUACCACAAUAAGACAAUCACAGUAUCCUCCCCCAUGGGCACAGAGCACCUUCUCCACAUUUCAUUCAUUGCAUAAUGCUUGCCUCAGCCAGCACGUUUGCGCAGCACUGAGACAUGCAUGUUUCCUGCUGCUCACCUCACUCAUGUGUGAACUCGCUGAGAACAUUUCAUCCCUCCUCUUAUCAGCUCCUAUCAGCAACUGCAUUGCCACAGCUUUUGCUCCCUUCCUGACAUCCUUCUCGGUGCAAACGUGCCUGCACCCAGCGCCAUGCUGCUGCCAUCAGAUGAGGGAUGCCUGCAGUUGCAGGCACCCGCCAAGAUAACAUCAGGGGAGCGAACGCAGCGGGAGGGAGCUGCUGGCCUGCUGGGAGCACGUGGCCACACCUGGCAGCACAUCUGCUGACAGGGGGAGCUGGGACCUGCCUGGGGUUUCCAACAGUUCUAUUUUCAUACUAACUUUUCUUCUUUAAACCAUACCUGGAACUCCCUGUUUCACACCAGGAUACCCAUCCUCGUAUGGCACCAUGAUGUUGCCAUGUGAAAGUGCGUGCAUCAACCGAACCCAACAGCCUCUCACCGAGCAGCUCCUGCCUGCAGGUCUCCAUCAGCUGCCAUCAACACUCCAUCACCUGCUGGGGUGACACUGGGCUCCACUUCACAUCUGAGAUUGGCUGGGACUGACCGUGCUGUGCUCCUCCCUGGGUAAAAGCAGCACCUCAUGCAAAAGCAACCAAGUGAAAUGGGUGGAUGACCUUAGCAGACGUUCCUACAAGAAAAACCAUGGGUGGAUUUUCUGUACAGGCUCAGCCACACUGCUGAUCUGCUCAUGUUAUUCCAUCUCUCACUUGUUCAUCUGAGCCCCAUCUCACUCAUGUCUUCUUCAUUAAACUUAAAUGCUGGGUUCGUUACCUACUUUUCUCUGGCUGGAAGGCCAGAUGCUGCCUUCAGUUCAGCCAUGCAGUCCCUGUCCCCACCACCACUCCCCAUCUCAUGAUUGGGCUGAUGGCACCCAGUGGUGCACACCCUCUUGAAUUUCAAUGUAGAACUGUGUGCUCUUUCUGCAGCCAGGGCCCCUCUUCCCAGCAAAGGAGGAACAAUACCAUGAAGUGUUAAACCAAGUACUGUAUGCUUUACAGAAACUCAUACACACAUAUAAUAAAAUACUGUGUGUGCAUAUAUAAACACAUGUAGUGCUUGUGUGCUCACGUGACU